ACUCCCUAUCAAAACAAAAAGGAAACUAAACCAUCAUCAAUACCAAACAUAAGCCAAGAAUCAAUUUUCCCAAACCUUCCACCAGAAAUCAUCAUCAACAUCUUCUCAAGACUCCCUAUUAAAACCAUCAUAUCCUCCAAACUCGUCUGCAAGCCAUGGCUCGAACUACUCGAGACUCGCGAUUUUGCCGAUUCCCAUUUAUCUAAAUCCCUCCCUGGAUUAAUAAUCCUCCACAAUCCGUGGCUCGAGUCGAACUACACGAAAAUACUCAAAUUUUUCGAACUCAACGAUGAGCCCGAUCACUACAAUCUAGUCACCGAGUUCGACCACGACUCGUUCAUUAGCUCGGCUAAUGGGCUCCUCUUUUUGCGCGAUUUGAACACCAAACCUAAUACGCUCCACAUAUGCAACCCGAUCACGCGCGAAUAUCUCGAGCUUCAAAACCAAGAAAACUUCUUCUAUUCUUAUCCUACGAACGUCACCUACGGAUUCGGAGUGAGCACGAAAACCGGUCGAUGUAACGCCGUUAGAGUCUUCCACGAAUGCACGCGCGACACCAGCACCAAAGCUUUAUUAGAUAUUCCGAAAUUUGAGUGCCACGUGUACACUCUCGGGAUAGGAUCAAGUAGAUUUCUCGGGGAUUUGUUCGUGCUGGGUGAUCGUUUGUGUAUAUGGGACAAUACGUCUGAGGACGAAAUCGUAAUUUGGCUGAUGAGGGAGUACGAAGACGAGAAGUCAUGGGCUAAGGAGUACGUGAUGAGCAAACGACCGGAUCUUGACGGGGAAUGUAAUGAAGUCGUUCGGCCGGUGAAAGUUUUCGGAAAUGGCGAUGUGUUAAUGGUGUGGGACGAUUACUUCUUGUUCUACUAUUCGGAAAGGGACAAGAACGUUGAUUUGGGAAAAUCUAUGGCUGAAGACGGUAGGGUUCAUCCGGACUGCAGGAAUGCGUCGAACCCGUAUCACGAAUGUAGCGAUUAUUGCUUCAAGAUUAUUGCUCAAGCAAAGAAAACGGUGGAUAAACAUGACGCAGGUGUGCGAGCUGUUGAUGAUAAUUUACAGUUGGAUAAAAUUACUGCACCUGACCAAGUAGAAGGCGUGAAUGUCAUAAGUAAUGACGGUGACGAUUAUUCUGAUAAGGAAAUUGGUAGUGACGGUGAGGAUGACCCGGCCAAAAUCAUGCCCAAUCUUACGGGCAGGCAAAAGAAGUUGUUUGAGUUGAGAUUGAAGAUGAACGAGGCAAGAAAGGCCAAUCAGACUGCCAUGGUUGCCGAAAAGAAGAAGUCAGAAGCCCCGACAGAACCUAGAGGAAUUUCGAAGCAAAAAUGGCUGGAGGAAAGGAAGAAGAAAAUCGGGAGGCUUUUGGAUGCCAAUGGAUUAGACAUGAGCAAAGCAUAUAUGCUCGAUACACAAGAGAUGGCUGAGUCAAAGUACAAGAAAUGGGAGAAAGAGCCUGCUCCUGCUGGUUGGGAUGUUUUCAAUCAAAAAACAUUAUAUAACGCAUAUAAGAAAAGAACAAAGAAUAUCAACGUAAACCUCGAGGAGUACAACAAAAUGAAAGAAGCAGAUCCAGAAUUCUACCGUGAGGCUUCAAGUCUUCAAUAUGGAAAAGAUCGGGAGGAAAAGUCAAGGUCUUUUAGCCGAAGGAGAAAGUUCCGUGAAGAAAAGGAUAUCGACUCUAUCAACGAUCGAAAUGAACAUUUCAAUAAGAAGAUUGAGCGUGCUUUUGGCAAGUACACGCUCGAGAUCAAGAACAAUCUUGAGAGGGGUACUGCUCUGCCGGAUUAA
This is a messenger RNA of Striga asiatica, 1785 nucleotides long. Lineage: Eukaryota; Viridiplantae; Streptophyta; Magnoliopsida; Lamiales; Orobanchaceae. The record is from the annotation of a GenBank genome assembly.